This is a messenger RNA of Aspergillus glaucus CBS 516.65, 1457 nucleotides long. RefSeq lists its product as uncharacterized. NCBI's taxonomy places the organism in Eukaryota, Fungi, Ascomycota, Eurotiomycetes, Eurotiales, Aspergillaceae. Gene Ontology annotation, molecular function: DNA-binding transcription factor activity, RNA polymerase II-specific; zinc ion binding. The transcript is spliced from 2 exons. Bases 1 to 1239 code for a protein of 412 amino acids. The record is from RefSeq and is a predicted model, not a curated record. Gene Ontology annotation, biological process: regulation of transcription by RNA polymerase II.
AUGAAAACAUUUCCUCCGGGCCGCCGCUCGCAUCGGAAGUCAAGGGCGGGGUGCUUACAAUGCAAAAGACGAAAGGUCAAGUGCGACGAAAGCAAGCCCGUCUGUGGCAACUGCAACAAGCACGGGGUGAGCUGUUCUUUUGCCAGCCCCUCAGCCGAACUUAGUAGCUCGCAAGCGCCUUCGACAGAGUCACCUGCAUCACCGGCGUCACCUGAAUCGCUGUCAGGGCUAGGUAGCGCAAGCUCUGAGCCAGCCUACAUAUAUUCCCAAAACUUACCAAUCGUGGCGCCAUUGACGUCUUCUCCUUCUACGUUCACUGUUUUCGACUUAGAACUGUUGCAUCACUACACGACUUCAACUUGCUACACAUUGUCACAGUCUCCAGCAGUACAGGCUGUCUGGCGUGACCAAGUACCUCACAUAGGCUUUACAGCACCGCCCGUGCUACACGCCUUACUGGCUCUGUCGUCACUGCAUGUAGCUCGGUCUGAUGAAUCACGACGAGAAAGCUGCCUUGAUUGCGCACAGAUGCACCACUCCAUUGCCGUGAAAGGAAUUGUCCCAUUUGUCUCUUCCCUUGCAUUGGAAAAUGUUUCUGCGCUUUUUCUGUUCACUUCUCUUACGUGCAUAACCUCAUGUGCCAAGCCAUCAGGAGAAAACGAUUUCCUCUUUCUUUUUGACGGUGGAAACCUAUCGGAAUGGGCUUGUCUUUUCCGAGGUACAAGAACAGUGAUCUCUUCGAAUCGCGAAAACCUUACUAGAGGAAUUCUGGGGCCUAUCUUCACAAACGGAGCUUAUCUAGCCGCUGCCCAUAACGAGCCACAGGCACUUGAGCUGGGAAGACAGUAUGUCCAGGAGUUACAAGAAAUCAUACGCAGAGAGUGCCCGGACCCAUCUACUCGGGCAAUCUAUCAAGACGCGUUGGAUGGACUAGCGCGGACAUUGAGUAUAGCUAUAAAGCCAGGUGCCAGGCGGAGGCUUGAGACCGCUGAUAUCUUCCGGUGGCUUGUUGCUGUCUCGGAUGAAUACCUAGAGCUGCUUCGACAAGAAACACCAAUUUCCCUGGUUAUUUUUGGUUACUGGUGUGCGUGCAUUCACCAAAUCGACUGGAUGUGGUGGAUGGAAGGUCUCAGUCAGCGCCUGAUGAUGCAGCUGUGCUCUGUUUUGGACCCAAAGUAUCAAGAUUGGCUUUCCUGGCCCCAAGAAAUCAUCAAUGGGGACAAUGAAAGAUCGAAAUGAACGAGAAUCAUCCUCAAAAAUUUUUGGAAGUAUCCCGCGCGCAAACAAAGAAAAGAAAAAUACUACAUGAAAUUUUUGAUGGAUGGGUUUGAUAGUAACAAUUUAAGUAGACCGUUCCAGCGCUUCAGUCUACCGAGCGGGAAUCAACGUCAGACCGAUAGCGGGGCACUCCUGAGCUCCCUCAGACAAGCACGUAAGGAACGGCAACGCUAGAAAAC